UGGAGGAGCAGCGGGUCUGCCGAACCGAACCGAACCCCCCCCGUCCUGGUAACGAUGCCCAGCGGGCUGCAGGUCUGAAGCCUCUCCUGCACCCCGCCCUGAAACCAGACCCCCCUUCAGGCUGCAGCAUGGAGCGGUCCGGCAGCAUCCAGCUGGACAUCCCGGACUUCAGUAACUCGGUUCUGUCUCAGCUGAACCAGCUCCGGGUUCAAGGUCGUCUCUGUGACAUCGUGGUCAACGUUCAGGGUCAGAGCUUCCGGGCUCACAAGGUGGUCCUCGCCGCCAGCUCGCCGUACUUCCGGGACCACAUGUCUCUGGGCCAGAUGAGCACCGUGUCGCUGACGGUGAUCCGCAACCCGUCGGUGUUCGAGCAGCUGCUGUCCUUCUGCUACACGGGCCGCCUCUGCCUGCAGCUCGCCGACAUCAUCAGCUACCUGACGGCCGCCAGCUUCCUGCAGAUGCAGCACAUCAUCGACCGCUGCACGCAGAUCCUGGAGGGCAUCCACCUGAAGAUCAGCCUCGCCGACCUGGACGAGGAGCCGCGGGAGGACGAGGCGGCGGCGCGGGGCUCCAGGGGUACUAGGACCCUGGAGGCCGUGGUGCGAGCGGGCGGUCAUCACGCUGGCCUGAGGCUGCUCGGCGCGCGGGGGGGUGCGGAGGUGUGCGAGGCGGUCAGCCCCGCCGAGGAGCCUCUCAGCCCGCCGCCGACGGUGGAGCACAGCGGGCUGGAGGAGACCGGGGUCUCCGGCAGAGCGGGCAAAGAACCGAUCCUUCGCAUCAACCGGGCCGGUCAGUGGUACGUGGAGACGAGCAGCGAGCCGGAGCGGACGGGCAGCGCCGAGGAGGGCGGCGGCGGCAUGGACCGAGUACGGAUCAAGACGGAGAGGAUGGAGGACUGGAUCGGAGCGGGGGAGCACCAGGAGGAGGACGGGGGGGCGGUGGAGGAGGGGACCACUGUGAUGAUCGACACCUCGGGACGCAGCACGCUGGUGACGGGGCCCGUGGGGGCUCUGGGGACCCGGAGCGCCCAACCGUCCUCCAGCUUCAGCGAGACAGACAGGUUCAGUCCCACUGGCAGCGUGGUCGUCCUGGCGGAGCGGCAGAGGGCGAAGAGCGAGUCUCCCAGCAGGGCGGACGAGCUGCGACAGCCGAGCUCCCAGGGGGAGGAGCAUGCAGCGUUCGAUAUGGGUGGCUACGAGGACUACCUGAGGGAGCAGGUGGGAGACCGCUGGUACCGCUACAACCCGCGGCUCACCUGCAUCUACUGCUGCAAGUCCUUCAACCAGAAAGGCAGCCUGGACCGCCACAUGCGGCUGCACAUGGGCAUCACGCCGUUCGUCUGCCGCAUCUGCGGGAAGAAGUACACCCGCAAGGACCAGCUGGAGUACCACAUCCGCAAGCACACUGGCAACAAGCCCUUCCACUGCCACGUCUGCGGCAAGAGCUUCCCCUUCCAGGCCAUCCUCAACCAACACUUCCGCAAGAACCACCCGGGCUGCGCCCCCCAGGAGGCCCACAGCGCCUCCCCCGAGACCACCACCGCCUCCGUCACGUCCAGGGGCGGGCCGAGCGACGAGGCCUCCCCCAGCCAGGAGGAGCCCGAGGGCGGGAGCAGCAGCGGCGGCGGAGGCCCGUACGGCGAGGGUCCCCAGGCCUCGGUGUCCACCACGGGGCCCGACUGAGCCCCGAGGGAGGCCGGAGGGAAGGGUCCAGGUCGGGGUGGGGGUCGACCAACCGCGCCGGAUGCACCUGAAGCCAACGGGACGCUGAAGUCACAGCGGCGACAGAAAGGACGCCUCCGAGUCCGAACUGAGAUUUUUUUCCGCUUUAAACCGCAUCUACCUUCACUAACCAAACGGAACCGAUUAAGCUAAAUGAAGAAAACGCCACACACACUCCAACAACCUCACACAGCACCGACUGCGUGCUCCUCGUCUGCCUCGCCUACGUUACGUUACAGAGUUCUACUUUUAUAUUUACAGGUGUUACAGGUUCACAAUGCAGCAUCACAGCAGUCUGUCCGGUGCCAAACGACUCAGUGCCAGUUCAACCGAUCCAACCCGUCAUGUUUGCCUUGAGACAAUCUGGAGCCGCUCGGUUAUUAACCAUAAUAAUAAUAAUAAUAAUAAUAAUAAUCCGGCGCUCGUUAAAGUGCCACGACGGCACAAAAAGGUUCAAUGAGAAAAAAACUACGACUGUUAAAGUUCAGUUCUGGUGUGAUCCGAGUUCCUCAUCUCCACCAACAUCAGAACCAACAUCAGAACCAACAUCAGAACCAGCAUCAGAACCAACAUCCCAACCAACAUCACAACCAACAUUAGAACCAACAUCAGAGCCAACUUCACAACCAACAUCACAACCAACAUCCCAACCAACAUCACAACCAACAUCAGAACCAACAUCAGAGCCAACAUCAGAGCCAACAUCAGAACCAACAUCACAACCAACAUCACAACCAACAUCAGAACCAACAUUAGAACCAACAUCACAACCAACAUCACAACCAACAUCACAACCAACAUUAGAACCAACAUCAGAGCCAACAUCAGAACCAACAUCACAACCGACAUCAAAACCAACAUCACAACCAACAUUAGAACCAACAUCACAACCAACAUCACAACCAACAUCACAACCAACAUCAGAACCAACAUCAGAACCGACAUCACAACCAACAUCAGAACCAACAUUAGAACCAACAUCACAACCGACAUCAAAACCAACAUUAGAACCAACAUCACAACCAACAUUAGAACCAACAUCAGAACCGACAUCACAACCGACAUCACAACCAAAAUCAGAACCAACAUUAGAACCAACAUCACAACCGACAUCAAAACCAACAUUAGAACUAACAUUAGAACCAACAUCACAACCGACAU
Molecule: messenger RNA, 2882 nt
Organism: Sebastes umbrosus (honeycomb rockfish)
Lineage: Eukaryota; Metazoa; Chordata; Actinopteri; Perciformes; Sebastidae
Gene: zbtb37
Product: zinc finger and BTB domain containing 37
Exons: 4
Coding region: 129-1682 (517 amino acids)
Biological process (GO): regulation of transcription by RNA polymerase II
Molecular function (GO): DNA-binding transcription factor activity, RNA polymerase II-specific; protein binding; RNA polymerase II cis-regulatory region sequence-specific DNA binding
Source: RefSeq, a predicted model, not a curated record